UGUUAAUCAUUUGUAUCGAAAAAAAGAUGUCAUCACUAGCGCCGCGCGUGUUCCUGGCCUUCGAUGACUUCUCCCGGGCCGGCAAGCGUGCGUCCUUGUCCUCAAACUUGUGCAUCGUGCUCCUCUCGAUGUGGUCCUCCCACUCAUAUCGCUUUCUCCGUUGUAGAUGUCCUGCAUUUCGCUAAAUUCGACGGCGCUCAAACUCUCCCCAUGCCUCAGGCCGCUGUCGAAACAUUGCUACCUGCAGAGUUGAGCUCCUUCGUGCAGAUCUGCCAGUGGCCAAGUAACCAGGCAGUGUCCAUUGCCGUAAACACGGCUGAGCUGCAGCCCACGCAGCGGUGGGAGCUGGCCGACGCUCUGAUGUCCGCUCUGAGUCAGGCCGACGUGCAGGAGCUCACGAUCGUGGCGGCCCUGCACUUGCCAUACGCCAAGGACGGCGGCCUCAACGUGUUCUACAGCGGCCUGAAUGGCCACGCACAGGAAGAAGUUAAACUGGCGCUGGCCGACCCUGUCUGGGAGGUCAAAGACCCGUGGUUGAGUGCCUUCCUACAACUGAUCAAGGUGGAGCAGUGGCCACGUACCCACCUGCUGCUGGCCAAGGGAUACAAGCCCGGCCGAGACCUGUCCGGCACCUAUGAAGCAGUAGAUGCUUUAGGCCGAGCACUGCAGCUCUUCACGAAGGACAAGGUGACAGUCGAUGCUCAACAAGUGCAGCGUGAACUGCCUCGACGGCUGGCCAAGGUGAAGAUCGCUUCGACUGCAAGUGAUGACCACCUCACUCUGCUCUACCAUUAGACUGAAGCUAGAAUAGAUGGAGACAACUUGUCUAUCAGUUGAACGAUAAGCGGAAGUGCACAUUUUAUCC
Molecule: messenger RNA, 865 nt
Organism: Phytophthora nicotianae INRA-310
Lineage: Eukaryota; Oomycota; Peronosporomycetes; Peronosporales; Peronosporaceae
Exons: 1
Coding region: 64-795 (243 amino acids)
Source: RefSeq, a predicted model, not a curated record